AUGUUCAGAUUUCUGUUCAGCUUCUGCAUUCUUUGCUUGAUUUCGGUAUCAAUGGCAAAAGUUUUGAAAGUGAGUUUGAUUUCUAACAUCGAAAAUCGGAAUCAGAAAAUAAUUCCAGUGGCAACCAGUGUCAUUCAAUCGGGAACUCCCAUCUUGGCGAACAUCUCAGCGAUCAAAACAGGUAAAAUUUUGGGUUAGUGUGAAUAUUCUGUGAAAAUAAUUGAAUUCUUCUUACAGAUUCAGGGAUAUGGGCCAUUAUCCGCGUUUUCGGAUAAUGCAUCAAGUCGCCCGCUUUUCUUUGGAUCUUGGAGAAAACGAUUUGAUGAUGAAUAA
Molecule: messenger RNA, 333 nt
Organism: Caenorhabditis angaria
Lineage: Eukaryota; Metazoa; Nematoda; Chromadorea; Rhabditida; Rhabditidae
Source: the annotation of a GenBank genome assembly